Linum tenue is the source of this 4887-nucleotide messenger RNA. NCBI's taxonomy places the organism in Eukaryota, Viridiplantae, Streptophyta, Magnoliopsida, Malpighiales, Linaceae. The record is from the annotation of a GenBank genome assembly.
GGACACCCCUACCUCAGCCGAUACCAACGAGCUCCCCUUUUGAUUUCCGACUUCUCACCGCCUCCGCACAGCCGCACUCCCGAAACCAGGCCCAGCGCCACUCGAGCAUCUGCUCCUCCAACAGGCAACGGAGACGGCAGACCAGUUGUUUGCUCCUUCUCACUCGCUCGGGCCUCUCUCUUCUGGUUUCCUUCUUGGCCGCCCGAUAUUGCAGCAGGCGCCGCCGCCGCCUCUCUGGUGUUCACCGCUAACUCGCUUCCUGCUGCAAUUUUUGAAAGAUAAAGAUUGUAUCAGCUCAUCCCUCCGGAGGGUUCCGUUUGGCGGCAUAGCUAGACCUUAGCUAGCUGUUACGAAUAGUUUUAGGGAAGGUCGCUCAGUGCUGUUUCGAGUCCAAGGGAGCAGCGGCUGACCUGCAGAGAGGGAUUCUUCGUUUGGACUAGAUACAAGACAGGAUGGAGUUGCAUAUGGAAAAUCCCUGUGAGGAAGGCGAUAGCAAUGCUCUUAUCAUGCCUGCGGGGAAAAAGAAGAGGAAAACCCCGAAUCAGAUUUGUGUUCCGAAGGAGACUGAAGCAGCUAAAAGAGCUAAAACCACCAAGUUGAGCAAAUCUCAGAAGAGAAAGUUGAAGAAGUUGGAGGAGGAAAAGCAAAGGGCUUUUAUGGUUUUGGAAAGCGAGAAGACCUUGGAGAAGUACAAGAUCCCAGAGGAUGCAUUUUCUCUUCUACGGUCGUCAAAAGACAUUUGUCGGGCUGAAACUGCCAAAGAAAAACGUAGAAUGGCAGUACAAUUUUCAAAAGCAGGUUUAGAGGUUAUACGUUCUGGUCAACCUUUAGGGGGUGAGUACGAACAUCCGUCAUCUGACUCUGAAACAGAGUCCGCAGAAGGAAUUCAGUCAGGGCACGGCAUCGACAAGGGUUCGGGAAGAGGACUUCCAAUUUGUAAUGCGCCCGUUCCACUGGUUUUGCAUCAAGAAACAGUCAGAGGGUGCAAGAAUGGCUAUGGUUUUCGUCCUGUUUCUGAAGUAUCUGCUGAUAAAAUAUCUGAAAAGGACAACCAGAACCCAGUUCCAGUAGAUGCUAGAAACUAUUCUCCAACAAGUAUUGAUGUCAGAGGAAGCCCCAAAACGACGCAGAAUAAGCCCGAAGAAAACUCUACUGUACCAUUGCCCAGCUCGAGCAAGUUUCCUGAUUGUUCAAUGCAACGAACACCAGUUAUCCCAACAGUGGUUCAUGUAAAAAGGCCUGAUGAAGUGGAAGUGAAGAGGAAGGAUCUUCCAAUAGUCAUGAUGGAGCAGGAGAUAAUGGAAGCCAUAAAUGAGAAUCUCACUGUCAUUAUAUGUGGAGAAACUGGAUGUGGUAAAACUACUCAAGUUCCUCAGUUCCUAUAUGAGGCUGGUUUUGGUUCUAAGCGAUCUGCUGUUCGUGGAGGUGUCAUAGGCGUUACGCAACCACGUCGUGUUGCAGUCCUUGCCACUGCCAGGCGCGUGGCAUUUGAACUCGGUCUUCGUCUUGGUAAAGAGGUUGGGUUUCAAGUAAGACAUGACAAGAGGGUUGGAGACAGUUCUUCCAUCAAGUUUAUGACUGAUGGAAUUUUACUUCGAGAAGUUCAGAGUGAUUUCUUAUUAAGGCGCUACUCGGUCCUUGUACUGGAUGAGGCUCAUGAGAGAAGUGUUAAUACCGACAUACUGAUUGGGAUGCUUUCUCGUGUAAUUCAACUCCGACAGAAAAAGUACCAAGACCAGCAAGCAAUGAUGCUUUCGGGAGAAAAUAUAAGCCCUGAAAAUAUGAUAUUUCCUCUGAAACUGGUUCUGAUGAGUGCCACCAUGCGCGUUGAGGACUUUAUUUCUGGCAAAAGGUUAUUUCGUACCCCUCCCCCUGUUGUUGAAGUUCCUACCCGACAGUUCCCUGUGAGCAUACAUUUCUCAAAAAGGACUGAGGAAGUCGAUUAUAUUGGUCAGGCCUACAAAAAAGUAAAAGCAAUCCAUCAGCGGCUUCCACAAGGGGGCAUCCUUGUGUUCGUCACCGGGCAAAGAGAAGUGGAGUACCUUUGUCAGAAGUUAACUAGAGAAUUGUCCAGGAAGCUGAACAAGGAAGCUGUGGAAAAUAACACAGGAAUAAGCGCAACUGGAAAAUUUGAGCCAACUGAAAUCGAGGGAAUCAACAUAAAGGACAUCAAUGAGGCAUUUGAAGUUCCAGCCAACCCAAUUGAGGAUCAAACUGAAUUCAAGUCUUAUAAUACUUCUGACUUUAGUGGCAGUGAAUCAGAUUUUUCUUCUGAUUCUGAAUCAGAAAGUGAUCUGGAAAUUGCUGAUGAUUUUCUAGAAGAGGAUAGGUCACUAGAAAACGGUGAUAAGUCUAUGGAUGUUCUAGGGGAGGAAAAAAGUCUUGCAUCGUUGAAGGCUGCUUUUGAAGCUUUGGCUGGAAGGGGUAAUACAUCAGACUCCAAUUCUGCAGGACUGCAGGAUGUUUCUACACCAGGAGACCCCACAGUGCUAUCCCAUAACAGAGCAAGGGCAGAAAACUGUGGGGGAAAAGGUUCAUCGUCGGGUCCCAUUCGCGUCCUUCCUCUUUAUGCAAUGCUUUCUGCAGCAGCACAGCUCCGCAUAUUUGAGGAGGUGAAGGAAGGGGAGCGGCUCAUCGUUGUUGCUACUAAUGUUGCUGAAACUUCUUUAACCAUUCCAGGGAUAAAAUACGUGGUUGAUACUGGACGAGAAAAGGUGAAGAAUUACAAUCCUUCCAAUGGCAUGGAAACCUAUGACGUGCAGUGGAUCAGUAAAGCAUCAGCUGCUCAACGAGCAGGAAGAGCUGGGCGAACUGGACCUGGGCACUGUUACCGUCUCUAUACUGCAGCAGCCUUUGGCAAACUUCCAGACUUCUCUUGUGCCGAAAUAUCUAAAGUGCCUGUUGAUAGCAUAGUUCUUGUCCUGAAAUCAAUCAACAUUGAUAAGGUUGAAAACUUUCCAUUCCCAACUCCUCCAGAGACCACUGCACUGAAAGAAGCAGAACGAUGUUUGAAAACUCUUGAAGCACUUGAGAGUAAUGGUAGGCUGACACCCCUGGGUAAGGCCAUGGCUUGCUAUCCCAUGAGUCCUCGACAUUCUCGGAUGCUCUUAACGGUUAUUAACAUUAUGAGGAAGGUGGAAAAUUACGGUAGAGCAAAUCUGGUUCUGGCAUAUGCAGUUGCAGCAGCGGCAGCCUUAAGCAUGUCCAAUCCUUUUCAAUAUCAGUACGGAACAGAGCAAGUGAACAACAGCAGUGCGACCGAGCAGGAUGGUAAAUCUGAUGACUUAGACAGUCAGAAAAACAUGACAAAGAAGGAAAAGCUGCUGAAGAAGCAACUGAAAGAAACGGCUAAAGUAUCUCGUGCGAAAUUCUCUAAUCCUAGCAGUGAUGCACUGACCAUAGCUUAUGCAUUGAAGGCCUUUGAACUCUCUGAAGCUCCUGUGAAGUUCAGCAGUGAAUACUUACUGCACUACAAAACAAUGGAAGAAAUGAGCAAGUUGAGAAAACAGCUUUUGCAACUUGUCUUUAUUCAAAGUGCUACUUUGGCCUCUGAUCACGAUUUUGCAUGGAUUCAUGGUACCAAAGAAGAAGUAGAACUGGCUUGGAGGGCUCCAUCCAAUAAGAAUCCUCUUUUGCUGAACGAAGAAGAGCUUCUGGGUGAAGCUAUCUGUGCUGGCUGGGCCGAUAGGGUUGCCCGAAAGAUAAGGGCCAACUCCAGGUCAUUGGAGGGACAUGGGAAUGUAACUGCAUCACGUUACCAAGCCUGUAUGGUUGAAGAAACUGUGUUCCUCCAUCGAUGGUCGUCCCUUUCCAGUUCAGCACCUGAGUUCUUGGUGUACAGCGAGUUGCUACAGACGAAACGACCAUACAUGCAUGGAUCAACUAGUGUGAAGCCAGAAUGGCUUGUCAAGCAUGCUAGAUCCAUGUGCAGCUUUUCGACCGUGGACGAUCCUAAACCAUAUUAUGACCUUAAAACUGAUCAAGUAUUCAACUGGGUGAUGCCAACUUUUGGGAAUCAUCUGUGGCAGCUUCCCCUGCAGGCAGUUCCGAUCGGUAGCAAGGAGGAACGGAUAAAGGUAUUUGCUUGUGCCCUGCUGGAAGGACAUGUUCUACGGUGCCUGAGAUCCGUCAGGAAGUUCAUGGCUGCUCGUCCUGCUAUCAUUUUGGAGCGAGAAGCUGCCGGAGAAAGACGUGUGGGCGACCUUCUGUUUAAAAUGAAAGCCAGAUCCAUUGACAGUUGUGGAAGGUUAAGUGAGGUGUGGAGAGAGCACCCAUUGGAAUUGCACGACCAAGUCCAGAGCUGGUUUAAGAAGAGUUUUCAUGAUCAGUUUGAACAGUUGUGGUCUCAAAUGCAUGCUGAAGUUCAACUCGUGCCGCAAGAACGUUUACCUGGGAAGGUGAAGAGAGAACGCAGUCACAAGAAGUAAAAUGUAUCCGCAUUGGAGAAUCUGUGUGCCCACUUAUCUAGGAGUAGGAGUUGGUGCACAUCAAUUUUGCAGUAUCUUAGUGUAUUAGAAGAUUAUUAUUCCAAAAAUCAAUGAAACCAGAAGAUGAUUCCAAAAUAGUUUGGCACCUAUGCGUUAUCUCUUCCUACAUUUUUCAACAUGACUUGCUAGAUGAAGAAAAUGAGGAUCUGUGGGGAAGGGAAGGUACUCUCUAAAUAUUGGAUAUGAAGAAUGAAUGUAUCUGAGCAGGCCAGAAUGUGCUAACUAACCCUUCAUGCUAACAUCAAUGGUGUGAAGGAGAAGGAGACGAUGUCAAUGGCCAUCUAUUGUUGAGGGUACGAAUAGUAUAUUUAGGUAGUUUAGUAUAUUUUUGUGUUAGGUUGAUUAGGGUUUUGAGUAAGAGUUGAUAUAAUAUAUUUUAGUUCAAGAAAUUAUUGAAAAA